This is a messenger RNA of Rhipicephalus sanguineus (brown dog tick), 5309 nucleotides long. Its product is annotated as complement C3-like. The transcript is spliced from 41 exons. The record is from RefSeq and is a predicted model, not a curated record. Gene Ontology annotation, cellular component: extracellular region. Bases 120 to 5303 code for a protein of 1727 amino acids. Lineage: Eukaryota; Metazoa; Arthropoda; Arachnida; Ixodida; Ixodidae. Gene Ontology annotation, molecular function: endopeptidase inhibitor activity; protein binding.
GGGCGAGCCGUGAAGAAUCUACAGAGGCGAGGCUUGCACGGACGACAGCUGCCGUACUACACACAUGACUUAUUGGUCUCGCACCGCAAGAAGAAAAGCCGGUAUUCGUGGUCUGAAAGAUGAUUGCCACGUGGCGUGGAUUUGGUGCUUCGCUGUGGCUCUGCUGCGCCUUCUUCUACUUACUGGACAGGCUUACUGAAGGGUGCAUUGUUACUGCUCCCAGUCUCGUCAGGCUGGGCGCCCAAGAAACGGUGCUGGUCAGAAACAGGGGAAACGCACCCAAGAAUGUCACCCUGCGAGCCACCGACUACCCCGCUGAAGCGCGCCUUCUCUUUGCGGAGUCAUUUCUUCUGGGAGGCGGUGAGGAAAAGCUGGUGCGCAUGAAGCUGGACGAGACGAAGUUCGCCAGCGAAGACCUGCAAUCGAACCGCUCGAUGUUCGUUUCCCUGAGAGUCCACUGCAGCGGCGAGUUCAACAAGACGGCGGUUUUGCUGCUGAAGCCGAGUUCGGGGUACCUGUUUGUCCAGACGGACAAGCCCGUCUACAGCCAAGAGCAGCACGUUCGGAUACGAACUGUGGCCGUGGAUGACGCCUUGUUCCCUUCAGCCGACACCGUUCACCUUGAGAUUAAGAAUCCGCAAGACGUUGCCACUUACGCGUGGGACGUUCCGUCAGACGCUCAAAACACUGGCCUCGUCAGCCAUACGUAUCAACUCCCGAAGUACCCUAUGUUCGGCAAGUGGAAAGUCAUCGCAACGCAUGGACGACAUAAAAACAAAAAAGCCGAGGUUUCGUUUCAAGUGAAGGAAUACGUUCUGCCAACGUAUUCGGUUAUUAUUCGGACGGAGAAAGUGAUUCCACCAACUCGCCCUGAGAUUCUCGUAAACGCAAGCUACGUUUACGGGAAGCCAGUGAAAGGCAACGCGGUCGUCACGUUUGCGGUGCGUAACGAAGUCAACAGCGACGUCAAGUUUGGUACCAGACUUAUUGGGAAGCUGAGUGAAGGGAGGGCACGUUUCGCGGUUCCCAUUGACGAACUGAAGAACGGCAGCGACUGGAAGGACUGGGUCCAUGGCAGCAGACUUUUAGUGCGAGCCCUGGUCGUUGAGGAAGCGACGGGCAAGCAGGAGGCCGCGCAGGAUGACUCGGCCGUCUUCAGCAACUCGGCCUACACCGUCAGUCUGGAGAACACUCGACGAGACUUUAAGCCCGGCACCGUACUCGCGGUCGUGGCGGACAUCCGUCAUGCGAACGGCGAACCAGCCAAUCGCGUUGAAGCAGAAAUGACUGUGACGAAUGAAAAUGGUACCGAAAUAAGAGAAUACAAGGAAAAGAGCACAACGAACGAAGAGGGCAAGCUGUUCUUCGACUUCAUAACUCUUAAAGAUCAACAACGACUGAACAUCAAGGUUCGUACUACAAAGCAAGAAGAAUACCACCAGGCCGAUGCCUCUACGACGCUCUACAAGUACACUUCACCGGCGAACGCCUUCAUCUCCAUACGACACAGUCCAUAUAACAAAGGCGAAUUCUGGGUAGGAAACAAUUUCGCAAGGCUCAUAACUACAUAUCCGGAGGAUAUCUCCACGGUGUUUUACCAGGUCAUGGCACGUGGCAAGAUCGUGUUGCACAAUAGAAGCAAUCGAGAUGACUACAACCGACAUGAGGUGCGCUUUAAGCUCACCGAGGAGAUGGCACCCAAGUUCCGGUUGCUGGUCUUCGGAUUCCACCAGGGUCACGUGGUAGCCGACUCGGAAGACUUCGAGAUUGGUGAAGACUGCUCCUCCUCUUCUGAGGCGAGUCCACGUCCGUACGCGCUAUCGCCUAUUAAAGUGGUGACCGAAGGUGGCAUCAGGGAGCCUGGCGUCGAGGAAUCGUUUGGUAUCGAAGGAAAGCCAAACACGAGAGUUGGUCUACUAGCCGUCGAUAAAGCCGCUUACCUCCUUGGUGAAGCCAGCCUGCUCACCAGGAAGAAGCUAUUUGGUGCGCUCCGGUCUCACGACCUGAGUUGCGGUCCAGGCGGAGGUGUCACGGCGGAAGAGGUUUUUGCCAACGCUGGCAUCGUCCUCAUCUCGGCUGAGGAUUCCGUCGACAGCAUCACUUCAGAAAACAGUUGUGCUGCCAAGGCUCAUCGCCGCAAGAGGGAUGUCCGUGACGCAAGACUUCAGUUGUCCGAUCCGUUUCUGCGACUCUGCUGUGACGUGGGCACCGUGCCGGACAGACUACGGAGACACUGCUCUACCCGGGAGGAGAUCAUCCGACGCCACUACAACAGCCCUCAGGGCGACCAAUGCGCCGACGCCUUCGCUCUCUGCUGCGCUCGCACAUUCCAGUUCAAUGAAAGACCCUCGUUCAUGGACAACACCGACUACUCAAGAGCUCGGAUUGGCGACUCAGCGGAUGUUUUCGACAAGGAAGAUCUUUCGGCCAGCGUAGCGCUGAGACAGGAAUUCCGGGAGACGUGGGUGUUCGACGAAGGAACGAUUGGGGACAGCGGCUGGUACAACCAAUCUUUCACUCUGCCGGACAGCAUCACCACGUGGUCUGUUCAGGCAGUGGCGGUGUCGCCUCGAGGGGGCGUUUGCGUCGCAACACCCAUCGAGAUUGUGGCCUUCAAAAAGAUGUUCCUGCAAGUCACCUUUCCAUCGACGGUCGUCAGGAACGAGCAGGUCGACAUCGUGGCGACGCUGUUCAACUACGACGAUAAAUCGCACAAUGCCGAGAUCUCCCUGUACGGAGUUCCAGACUUGUGCAUCGCGUCGAAGCAUCCUCGUCUGCCGCACAAGAAAAACCUCCGAGUGGAGAAAAACUCCGCCGGCAGCGUCAGCUUUCCCGUGGUCCCCUUGCGACAGGGCACCUUUCCCAUCACAAUUCGCCUUCGAGGUAGUGGCAGUAGUGAAGAUGUCAAGAAGACGCUCACAGUCGUGCCUGAAGGGACACCCGUUGAGCAGAGCUUCUCCGUCACAGUUGAUCCAAGCAACGAACAACGUCGGCGAAAGAGAGCCGUUGUGACAAGGGCGUACAGAGAUGUCUUGGAGCAAGACGACCAGCUACAGCUGAUAACGAUAACCCCACGUUAUCCUCAUAACACGGUACCGGACACUGAAUCGUGCACUGUUUCGGUCAUAGGCAGCGAAGCGGCUUCAGUCGGAGGAGCGUCUAUCGCGAACGUCGAGUCUCUGAUAUCGAUGCCAAAGGGAUGCGGAGAACAGACCAUGAUGAUCAUGGCACCGGCACUCUACGCGCACAAGUAUCUAAAGGUGAAGAACAUGCUGAACGAAUCCGACAGAGGCCACGCUCUGAAAUAUCUGCUCGAAGGAUACGGGCGCGAGCUGAAAUUUCGAAACGAAGACGGAUCGUUCGCCGCUUUCGAGAAGAGGCCUGGGAAUGUAUGGUUGACCGCAUUCGUGCUCAAGGUUUUCUGCGAGGCCCGAAACGUCAUCGACAUAAGCCCUGACGUCAUUGAGAAGGGACUGUCGUGGCUUUCGGGGCAGCAGCAACCCGACGGCAGUUUUCGAGAGCUCAACCCCAUUUUACAUCGAGAAAUGCUGGGAAGCGUUCACGGAGCAACGGCGAUGACUGCAUUUGUUCUGCUCACGUUUCAAGAAUGCGCGGCUGCAUCAGCUCCUGUGGCUCAGGGUAUCAACCCGACGAUCGCACGUGCUCAGUUCUAUAUCCGGGAGAAAUUGGACGCCAUCGAGGUUCCGUACAUUGCAGCUCUGACGGCGUACGCUCUGAGCUUUGCUCCCGGACCCGACCGGCAAAAGUCAAUGGAGAUCCUGAAAGCUCAUCUGCUCGAAGACACUGAGAUGAACUCACUCAGCACUGGUGACGAGGCUACUGGCGUUGACGUGGAAGGCACCAGCUACGCGCUGCUGGCGCAUCUCAAGCACAAUGACAUGGAUUCGAGCAAGAAGUUUGUGAACUGGCUUCUUCGUCAUCGCUCAGCUACGGGGUCUUUCGUCUCAACUCAGGACACCGUCGUGGCACUUCAAGCCCUCUCCGAGUACUCAAUACGAGCAUCUACUGCAGCUCCGGAUAUUUCUGGUGUGGUCUUCGCCGAUAAUACGAAGCAGCUGCUCCGCGUUAAACGGGACAACGCUGCUUUGUUGCAGGAGUUUCAGAUUGUCGACGCCCGAGGAAAAAUUGUCGUUAACGCCUCGGGAACGGGAACAGCAGCGCUGAAUGUCAAGCUGAGGUACAACGUCCUGGCCACACCCCAACAAGAAUGCAAGUUUUCUAUUUCUGUGGCAGCUGUAGUCUACAACGAAUUCCUCGACCAGGGUCUUGGAGGAAUAUGCGAUCUCGCCAUGAAAAGGCUGGGAUUGCUGCACUGUCCGCAACGAGCGUCCAGACACCGCGUUGGAAGAGCAGCGGCCUCAGGACGGCCACCAAACAAUCCUGGAAAGAAGGACACCUAUGAGAUAAAAGUGUGCACAAGAUACUUGGGCGGGAACGAAUCGAACAUGGCUAUCGUGGAUGUUGGUAUUUUCACCGGAUUCAAGCCCAAUACAGAUGAUCUGAAGAAAGUUGUCAGCGAUAAUGCAGAAGUUGGAAAAUACGAAGAAGGAGAGAACCGCGUCAUCUUUUAUCUACAAACGGUGAAAGCCGCGACGGAGACCUGCCUGAAGUUUCGGAUUGACAGAGAAUUUAACGUGACAAAUCUUCAGACUUCCACUGUGAGCGUGUACGAUUACUACGAAGGCAGUGUGUCUCCUUCACAGCCCAACGUUGGCGCGUCUUGCAGCAAGUCCUAUGGACCGGAGGCAGAGAGCUCCUCCGUGAAACUUUUUUGCGAUGGAAAUAUGUGCAAGUGCGCCACAGCGGAGUGUCCCGUCAACGAAACAUUCAGUGACGUCAUCAAGACUGCAAAAGGUUCCUCCAACAGGCGUGCUGACACGAAGUCGGACCAGCAAGCCCUCCGAAAGAUCGCAUGUGACGAACACGACUAUGUGUGGAAAGGAAACGUUUCUGCAAACUACGUCAUCGCAGGUUACAGGCACCUUGCUUUCUACAUCAAAAGAGUUAUCAAAGAAGGUGAAGAAAACGAGACUAUAGAGGGCCAGACGCGAGUGCUCGUCGGUCGCCAGCUGUGCAACACGACAGACCUCGGCGUAGGACGCCAGUACAUAAUAUUCGGCAAGGACAGCGACCAACAAAUCACCGAUGGAGACGCGAGUAUCCGGUAUCCGUUGGACCACAGAGUUCGCAUCCACGACGUGGCAAGUGCGCGUGGACACAUUAAAAGAAUGCUGACCUGGCUCUCUGACAGAUUUCCCAGGGAGAAUGGCUGCAACGAAUAAACGUUU